AUUUACGUUCAAGGACUGAGAGAUGCAAGUUCAAGACAUAAACGGGGAUCAGAGAACAUCUCACAAAGUAUAUCGGCACAAAUAUCUAGUGAAGUAAAACUGGUGAUCAAAGAAGAGCUUCGUCUGCUGCAAAAUCAAAUCUGCGCUAAAAAUGAAAAGCUCUGCCGCUCAGGACCAAAAGGGAGCAGAGGACGACGGGGAAAACCAGGAACCCGAGGGAGACCGGGUGCACGGGGAGCUCCAGGACCAAUGGGUAUAAAAGGCGAUCUUGGAAUUCCGGGUGAUCCUGGUCCCGCGGGACGUAGAGGCCCACCAGGUGAGAAAGGCGAAAAAGGUGAACCGGGUCUGUCCAUCUCGGCUCCAGUUCUUCUGGAACGGCCUGUUGAAUCAACAGUCAAUGAAAGUCAGAUAGUCGUCUUAAAAUGUACAGCGGACGGUUACCCAACUCCACAAGUCACAUGGUCAAAGAUGAAUUCAUCGCUUCCUGUGGGACGUCACAUGGUAGAGUCUAGUGGUGCUCUGAUUGUGAAGGACGUUGGACCUGGAGACGAGGGUGUUUACAGCUGCAGAGCUGAGAAUUUGCUUGGGAGCGUCAACUCUACAGCGAAUCUCACAGUUCAGUGUAAGUUAAGUUAUACUUUGAGU
This is a messenger RNA of Porites evermanni, 645 nucleotides long. Lineage: Eukaryota; Metazoa; Cnidaria; Anthozoa; Scleractinia; Poritidae. The record is from the annotation of a GenBank genome assembly.